Molecule: messenger RNA, 1165 nt
Organism: Pelobates fuscus (common spadefoot toad)
Lineage: Eukaryota; Metazoa; Chordata; Amphibia; Anura; Pelobatidae
Gene: SRP19
Product: signal recognition particle 19
Exons: 6
Coding region: 136-564 (142 amino acids)
Biological process (GO): SRP-dependent cotranslational protein targeting to membrane, signal sequence recognition; SRP-dependent cotranslational protein targeting to membrane
Cellular component (GO): signal recognition particle, endoplasmic reticulum targeting
Molecular function (GO): 7S RNA binding
Source: RefSeq, a predicted model, not a curated record
CGAGGUUUGACACGCUCGCUCUGAUUGGUCGCUGCGCUCGAAUUUCCAUUUCCGUUUCCGUCCUGGUUAACGCCAGUCAGCAACCUGAGCACGGAGGAGAAUUGUAGCAUGCGACUGUGAUAUUGUAUUCACAAUAUGGCUCACUUGAAUAAAUCCCAUUUGGAUCCCACUAGGUUUAUUUGCAUAUAUCCAGCUUAUAUCAAUAACAAGAAAACUAUCGCCGAGGGAAGGAGGAUCCCAGCUGAAAAGGGUGUGCAGAAUCCAACAUGUACAGAGAUCGCAGACGUGUGCCGUGCCAACAAAUUAAAUGCUAUUGUAGAGGCAGAUAAGAUGUACACCCGUGAGCCAAACCGCGACGCACAGUUUCGGGGGCGAGUGCGCGUGCAGCUGAAGAAUGAAGAUGGCUCUCCGUGUGUGGACAAACUAUCAUCAAGGAAAGAUGUAAUGCUUCGAGUAGCAGAAGAAAUUCCAAAACUGAAGACCAGGACACAGAAAACAGGAGGAAGUGACCAAAACGUUCAACAAGGAGAAGGCGGGAAAAAGGGCAAAAAGAAAAAGAAAUGAUUGAUUUUUCUAAACUGUCCCAGAUUUACGGAGCUGUGCUAAACCAGAGACAUCUACACGGCGUCCAUCCAGUUUGUGCAAUAGCGAAUCUUCUUAACGUUUAGCAUUACCCUGUAAACAGAGUGUUGCCCAUGCUUUUAUUUGAGAGUUAAACUGCAGCUGGAGUCAUCGUGUGAUGUAUAUUACUAUAUAAAUCAUGAACUGUUUUGGAACAAUGUAAAGCAGGCAGUUACUAACAGGUCCUAAUUUGAGAAUGAAUCACAGUUCUAAGAUAUACCUUAAUAAAGUUUUUAUUUUUUGAAUCUCCCCUGCAGGACACCAUGCUGUAAGAGUGUAGGGGAAAGUAAAGCAGAGUUUGCCAGCCAAUUAAUAUCCCCCUUGUAACGUAUUUCAAGGAUGUAAUAUCACCUGCUGCAUAUGUUUGUGUUUGUGUUUUUUUUUUUUUUUUUUUUGUCCUUUAAUUUGGCAAAUGUUAGCAAAGUUAUUGAUAUGUUCAUUUUUCCAAGUCACAAAAAUAUUUUGGAAAGUUAACAAAUAUAUGAAAAUUUCACAUGUGAAUGAGCUUCAUGUACUCUAUUACAUUUCCUAAUAGCUGAAACCA